GCCCAGCGCGUGCGCACUGGCCUGUCCGCGGCCGGUGGACCAUGGAGGCUCCAAGGCCUUUCGCCCGGGAGUGGAGCGCCCAAUCCCUACCCCUGGUAGUAGGGGGCGUUUUGAAGCUGCGGCUCUGUAAGCUGUGGCUACUGCUACUGGGUUCUAGUUUGAACGCGAGAUUUUUGCCACACGAAGAGGACGUAGACUUUAUCAACGAGUACGUGAACCUCCACAAUGAGCUGCGGGGCGACGUCAUUCCCCGAGGGUCUAACUUGCGCUUCAUGACUUGGGAUGUAGCUUUAUCACGGACUGCUAGAGCAUGGGGAAAAAAAUGUUUGUUUGAGCAUAAUAUUUAUUUACAAGAUGUACAUAUGGUCCAUCCUAAAUUUUAUGGUAUUGGUGAAAAUAUGUGGGUCGGCCCUGAAAAUGAAUUUACUGCAAGUAUUGCUAUUAGAAGUUGGCAUGCAGAGAAGAAAAUGUACAAUUUUGAAAAUGGCAGUUGCUCUGGAGACUGUUCUAAUUAUAUUCAGCUUGUUUGGGACCACUCUUACAAAGUUGGUUGUGCUGUUACUCCAUGUUCAAAAAUUGGACAUAUUAUACAUGCAGCAAUUUUCAUAUGCAACUAUGCUCCAGGAGGAAUGCUGACGAGAAGACCUUAUGAACCAGGAAUAUUUUGUACUCGAUGUGGCAGACGUGACAAAUGCACAGAUUUUCUAUGCAGUAAUGCAGAUCGUGACCAAGCCACAUAUUACCGAUUUUGGUAUCCAAAAUGGGAAAUGCCUCGGCCAAUUGUGUGUGAUCCACUGUGCACAUUCAUUUUAUUAUUGAGAAUGUUAUGUUUUAUGCUGUGUGUCAUAACUGUUUUCAUUGUACAGUCUCGGUUUCCAAAUAUCUUGUUGGAACAACAAAUGAUAUUUACCCCUGAGGAAUCUGAAGCAGAGAAUGAAGAGGAGGAAAAAGAGGAAGAGGAGAAAGAGAAAGAGGAAAUGGAAAUGGAAAUAAUGGAAAUAGAGGAGGAAAAAGAAGAGAGAGAGGAGGAGGAGGAGGAAAAUGAAGAGAGAGAGGAGGAGGAGGAAACACAAAAAGAAAAGAUGGAGGAAGAGGAAAAAUAA
Molecule: messenger RNA, 1103 nt
Organism: Nomascus leucogenys (northern white-cheeked gibbon)
Lineage: Eukaryota; Metazoa; Chordata; Mammalia; Primates; Hylobatidae
Gene: GLIPR1L2
Product: GLIPR1 like 2
Source: RefSeq, a predicted model, not a curated record